Messenger RNA from Pecten maximus, 567 nucleotides. RefSeq names its product amine sulfotransferase-like. The record is from RefSeq and is a predicted model, not a curated record. The coding region runs from base 1 to 567 and encodes 188 amino acids. Gene Ontology annotation, cellular component: cytoplasm. Lineage: Eukaryota; Metazoa; Mollusca; Bivalvia; Pectinida; Pectinidae. Gene Ontology annotation, molecular function: sulfotransferase activity. Gene Ontology annotation, biological process: sulfation. The transcript is spliced from 3 exons.
AUGGAAGUUGUUACCAUCGUCGACGAAGAAAACAACAAAUAUGCCUUUAAACGAUACAACGGACACCCGUUUCCCUUAGAAAACAUUGGAAAUGUUAGAGAUCAGCUUGAAAAAAUAGCCAACCACAAUAUUAAGGAGGACGAUGUGCUGGUCAUGGAACUUGUUACCGUCGUCGACGAAGAAAACAACAAGUACGCCUUUAAACGUUACAACGGAUACCCGUUUACCACGGAUUUCAUUGGAAAUGUUAGAGAUCAGCUUGACAAAAUAGCCCAGCGCAAUAUCAAGGAGGAUGAUGUGCUGGAUUUCAACGACAUUGAAGAAAUGCAGUCGCCGCGAACAUUCGGCUCGCACCUGCGUUUCCGGUUCCUCCCUGAACAGAUGAAGCUCGGUAAAGGGAAAAUUGUCACCAUCACCCGUAAUCCGAAGGACAUCGUGGUAUCCUUGUACCACAUGCUGCAAAAGCUGACAAAAUUUGUCGGCUACGAGGGAACGUUUGAUGGCUUUCUUAAGUAUUUCCUCGGCGAAGAACGUAAGAUUUUAACUGAGACAUGUGGUGGCCUUUGA